GAUUGUCUCAUCAAUUAAAUGGAAAUGGACUUGACUUGUACCAUGAAGUAUGUUUAAACCCACAAGUGCCUACAUGUACAUGCACAGCUUUCAAAAUAACACCAUGUUGUGAUGGCACAUACAACUUAAUUCUUUUGGAAGAAAUGAGUUACUAAAACCUUCACUGGCUGAAACGCGCUUUUACUUCGCAGCCUAACGUUUUGGCAUCAAAUGAGUUUCACUGUCCAUUAUUUCAUAAAGAUUGUCUUGACACUUCAACUGACUAGAAAAGCAGUGGUCUAAUUCACACAGCUGGAAUAAAGCAAAAGCUUCUAGUUUACUUUUGGUUAAUGAUUAUGUAUUAUCAGAAGGUGAUAUUCUGGAUCUUCUAAAAGGAGAUCAGCUAAUAAAGCAUGAGAAACUCACUAUUUAGAGCACAGGAUGAAUAAACAUACAGCCUGGUUUUAUUAGUGUGUGUGAUGCUUUGAACAAGUCUAUGUCUACAGAAAGAAACAAAAACAGUGUGGCAACGCAGUUAUUUCAAAUUGUGAAAUAUUUCCUUUUCUCUGCUCUCUAACCUCACAGUUUAGCCGGAUAACAGUUCUCUAGCGAUAGUGGCUCCGUCCUAAACAGCAUAACAUCAUACUCAGUAGCAGGGCUAGAUGUAGGCAUGUCAUUGCGCUGUGCACACUACCUCCUGCACCACCGUGUUUAGUGCGGUUUGGGACACAGCCAACGCCUGAACAAAAACACGCCGCGUGUUACCCGGAUGUGCUGUUGUUCCAUAGGCGGUGCUGUUCCGGGACUCACAGAGAAGAGAGACUGGCCGAGGAGAUACUGUUCUGCUCAAGAAGAUUAGAAAAAUACAUCUAUACACAUUAUCAUAAUUAUUAUUUAAACCUUUCCCUUCAACACGACGGUUAGAGGAUUGUAUUGUCGCGGAGAUGAAAUGAGUAAAUCGACCUUGGGCUUUAUUUGAAGGUCAGUUAUCAUGCAGUGAGAGGGGCUGGCGUGUGGUUCCUGAUCCCGCUAUCCCAUGCCCACAGUGCCAGACUGAGGUGCUCUCUCAGGGGCCUCUCUUGCUCCCUCUGUGCCCGGAGCCAUGGAGCACACGCGGGAGAAGGAGAGCGAGCGGCCGGCGCGGAACACUAAGACUGCUCAGAGCCGCAGCACACACUCUCGCCCGUCUGGCUCUGGCUCAUCUGGUGUGCUGAUGGUCGGCCCAAACUUCCGUGUGGGGAAGAAGAUCGGAUGUGGAAACUUUGGGGAGCUGAAGCUUGGUAAGAACCUUUACACCAAUGAGUAUGUUGCAAUAAAACUGGAACCUGUGAAGUCGAGGGCGCCGCAGCUGCAUCUGGAGUACCGUUUUUAUAAAACUCUGGGCAGCACAGUGGAAGGGUUGCCACAGGUAUACUACUUCGGCCCCUGUGGGAAGUAUAAUGCAAUGGUUCUGGAGCUGCUAGGUCCCAGUCUGGAGGACUUGUUUGACCUGUGUGACCGAACAUUCUCCUUGAAGACGGUUCUCAUGAUUGCAAUUCAGCUGAUAACUAGGAUGGAAUAUGUCCACUCAAAAAACCUCAUCUACCGGGACGUCAAGCCAGAGAACUUCCUAAUUGGGCGUCAGGGCAGUAAAAAGGAGCACAUCAUCCACAUAAUUGACUUUGGUCUUGCAAAAGAAUACAUCGACCCAGAGACCAAAAAACACAUACCUUACAGAGAACACAAGAGCCUGACUGGCACAGCUCGUUACAUGUCCAUCAACACACAUUUGGGAAAGGAGCAAAGUCGACGGGAUGACCUGGAAGCACUCGGCCACAUGUUUAUGUACUUCUUGCGGGGUAGUCUGCCAUGGCAGGGGCUGAAGGCAGACACAUUGAAAGAACGUUAUCAGAAAAUCGGAGACACCAAACGAAACACUCCCAUUGAGGUUCUCUGUGAGAACUUUCCAGAGGAGAUGGCUACAUACUUGCGCUACGUACGGCGGUUAGAUUUCUUUGAGAAGCCUGAUUAUGAGUAUCUAAGGACUCUCUUCACUGAACUAUUUGAAAGGAAAGGAUAUACAUUCGACUACACGUACGACUGGGUCGGCAGACAGAUUCCGACACCAGUCGGGUCAGUUCAUGUGGAUUCAGGAGCCUCUGCUAUAACUAGAGAAUCCCAUGCCAACAGAGAAAGACCUUCACAACAUCAGCCGCUGCGGAACCAGACGGUCAGCUCGGAGCACAGGGGAGCAUGGGACACGCAGCCUCAUCGGCACACCAACCUGUCUUACCUGAGCUCAUAUAUGGCUUCUGACCGGCAUGGGGGCUCUGCACAGGUGAUCAGCUCAACCAAUGGGGAGCUGAAUGCAGACGACCCUCUGGUAGCCCAUUCCAACGCACCAAUAACAACGCAGGCAGAAGUGGACGUGGUGGAUGAGGCCAACUGCGUGAAAAUGCUCAACUUGUGGUGCUGCUGCUUCUUCAAGCGUAAAAGGAAGAAGAGUUCCCCAAGGCACAAAUGAGCCAAAAUAUUCCUCUCCUUAUUUUCACUGUACUGCUGAUGUGAGCCUCUCCAUGGAGACGCAUUUACAGCUGGAAAUUUACAAGGCCAGUACAUACAGUACAUACAGUGGCCCUGCAAGAAUGUUAAGCUUCUUAACAGUCCAGAGACAAAUGGACAGGACUGUCUCCCCUUUGCACUCUUUUAAUUUGCCUUUUCAUCCUGAUACUCCUUUAUUUAUAUAUUUUAAUGUUUUUACGGAUGUCUGUCCCUAUGAAGAGCCAGUCAAUAUAGGACAGUCAUGCUGCAUUUCUUCCUAAAGGGUUGUAUUUUGCUAUGGACAUUUAACUUUUCCCAAAUGUUCAACCAUUUCAAUGACCUUUCUUGCUCUUGUGCUUGGCCUGUUUAUUGUUUUAUUUUUUUUUCCUUUUGUCUGGUUUUCCCCAUGCUCUUGGACAGAGAGGAAUUCAUCACCUGGUGGUACCUGGACUCAGUAGCACAGAUUACUUCCACUUCGCUUCGGUUUUCUUCUACAGAUUCUGUGCAUUUUGAAUAUAUAUGUCCAUUUACUGUAUGCAUCCUGCCUUACUUACACCCAUAAACGCAUAAGCACUAUGUCGUGACAAAAUAACUCAUUUAAUUCAAAGUUCAAAACUCCACAAGACCAUAACAGUCACAAUGAAAUGAAUGUUACACUGGAGACAAAUAUUAUUGCAUGUAACAGUGCAAUACAUACAUCAGUAUGUAUACGUGUAUGAAUCUCUAAAGGGGUUUUGCAUAGAUGACUGGCUUGCGAAAGAAGAUUGUCCCCUAAGACCAAAAUCUAAAAAAAAAAAAAAAAAUUACUCAAUAUAUUGAAGUAUUUAUCCUGAAGGUAUUUGUGGCAUGUAAAAUGUUUGAUUAGGUAACCAAAAGCCAUAUUUCAUGGAACUGUGUAUUUAAUCGUAUUGUAGUUUGCAUGAUCCAAUCCAUGGCUUCUCUUAAUACAUUUACAGCAGGGGUGUAAACGAGAAAGCGCAAAUCAGUACCACUCAUUUUAGCUUCAGCUUGCAGAGCACAUUUGCUAUGUGCUGUUAUAUAGAAACUUUCAGCUUUGAAUGUGCAAUACCCUUUCCCAAAGUCUUAAAGGUUAGAAUUCUCUAUCACCACUAUUUUUUUUCCAUUUUUUUCUUAUUUGUGUGUCAUAUUUUCAAAUUAGGGAAGAUAAUUAUAGAAGACUGUUUUCCCACAAACAUAUGAGGCCAACAGAUUACAGUAGGUUUAUGUAUAUUGAUGUGGGUUCGUGCAGUAAGAUGGAAGGUAUCGCUCUUUCAUAUUGCCGGGUCUCUUCUCUCAUGUCCCCUGCAGAUGAUUGUGUGUAAUGCCUUGAGUACAGGGAUGCAUUCACACUAGCCAGAUCAUUAAAAUGAUUAUACCUGGGUAAAAAAUAUCAGACAGAUAACUUUAGAGGAUUGGACUAGCUCCUGUCCUAUCCUGUAUGAAUGCUGAGAUGGACUACAAGCCUGUCAUAAUAUGACAUGUGAUUUACCUGCAAAUAAUUAUACUGAAUAUAUCAUCAUUAGAUGUAAAGAGCAUUUGUCUUAAUGCCCAAGAUGCUCCAGAGAUGUUGGGUAUUAGGUAAACAGUGUUCAAGUUCUUUGCACCUUGACAUACUUGAGCAUUUAAGAGAAAGUUAAAUUAACCUUUCUUUAAAUGCAUCGUGUUCUGGACUAAUACAUCUACUUUUUUUUAACUGUGUUAUAUUUCUGCUUUGGUCCUCAAGCUAGCUUUUGUUUGAGUGAUUGUUUCUUCAUGUGUAAUCUAACAAGCAGCUGCCUGUUUAUAGCAUUAAUUCUAUUGCAGAACUUUUGUACUGUAACUGUUUCUUUUUUUUAUGUUUGGUUUUUGUUUUUGAAUAUGGAUUAAUAAUUGCGGCCUAAAUGGUGAACUUUUUUCAGAUUUUGCCUUUAAACAAAAUGAACAUUUAUUUUGUAUUUAAUGAACCAUGCCUCAAAUGGGAAUUUUAUGGUGUGUUUCUGUGCAUUUACAGUGCAUAUGAGUGUAUGUGGUCACUUUAUUUGUAAUUUUAUUGAUUGUGAAUAUUUGUGAAUAUUUUUAUUUCAUUUAUUCGGAGAACACUAAGGUCUCCACGGCACCUCCUGGUGGGGUGAAUGACUGGAUCUGUGCUUUUCUCCUAAAUUAGCCAUAUAUGGUAAAAAAUAUAUAUGUGUAUAUAUAUGUAUAAUGAUUAUUUGUGCAUAAUCAUUUAAGUUAUGACUUAAGUUGUUUUGUUUGGACACUGACUGAACCGGUGUUGAAAUCAUUGUAUUAGCUGGACAUCAUCAUGAAUCUUAGACUAGGUGACGUAGGACCAGAUUUCCAUUGUAUGCGUUUAUUUUAGUCAUGUAUGGUUGAUACUGAAACUGAUCAUUCACUGUUAUGUUCAGAAUUUGUUUUAGCUUAUAUUAUUAUUAAUGGAAGCUUUUUAUCUUUACAUUUGACAUUUGAUUUCUGAGUUUUUGUGGGGCAGAAGGAUUACAGUAAUGUGACUGUAACUUUGCCUUCGUACCCCCAAGUCGGUAUCUGCUUUGAGUCAUGUAAACACUGGUUCACUGGGGCAUUGUGGGACACUUGUAUUUCAACGUGUUUUUUCUUUCUGCACCACUGGUUCCAGCACCAUCCGCAUCUAUCAUGAUUUGUGUCUUGUCAAAGAUUCAACGCUUGCUUACUUUUACUUGUUUAAUUCCUGAGUGCAUUGAGAUAAUGUGCUCACAUACAAACAUGCCCUACAGAAACAAGGGCACGUUUAGAGAGAUCAUUCCUUAUAAGUAAUCAUCCUUUCUCAAAGCUACAGUCUUAAACCAUAUGGUCUGGUUCCCUGUUCACACAUUAUGCCUUAUUCAGAAAAUGCUUUUUAAUGAAACAAGUCUGGAAAGUGAAGUAAAUGUUUAAAAAAGAUUUAGCUUGAGAGAGGCGCAUUCCCUUGUUUAAUCUCCCAACCACAGGGAACUGAAACCACUAAUGAAACCACAUUGAGAUCAGUCAGAAGCUGUCUUGUUGUAAAAUAUGUAAAAUAUUUCAUUGUUUGAUGGUCUCAUGAUGAAAAUGAAGUCUAUUACAGAGCUGGGUUUUAUUUUAUCCCUGGUUUGAAGCAAGCCUGCACAGAUAAAUAAAAGCAAAGGAAAGUUAACAUGAAAGUUAAGGGAAGGUGAUUUUUCACAGACUUUUUUUUCUCCACUAUUUCGACCUUGUCUUGGACUAAAUGCUGUUAUUAAGGAUUUCUAACAAGGAGCUUUGUUCAUGUACAGUGGCAUCAGGGCUUAAUGUGUGUCUGGAUAAAACAGGCCCCCAAAAUGUAUUAUUAAUAUUGUGUGUUAAAAUGUUGAAUGUCAUUUCCAAAUUUUAUCCUUAUGCUUUAACUGUGCUAAAGGGCUCCAGUUGUGAAGAAUCCAUUAGUUUUUGAGAUUUUGGGAAGUUUUGUUUUCAGACAGACAGGCAGCCUCUCUGUGUAAUGGCCAUUGUUCAGAGGCACCGAUAAACACUUUUUAUUCCUUCAACCCAGAGGGGAAGCUCAAGUUUGGACCCUUUUUUAAUGUAAAAUAAAAAAAAAGAUCUCUCUCUUACCCUUCA
Molecule: messenger RNA, 6069 nt
Organism: Pangasianodon hypophthalmus (striped catfish)
Lineage: Eukaryota; Metazoa; Chordata; Actinopteri; Siluriformes; Pangasiidae
Product: casein kinase I
Exons: 14
Coding region: 1082-2482 (466 amino acids)
Biological process (GO): positive regulation of canonical Wnt signaling pathway; peptidyl-serine phosphorylation; signal transduction
Cellular component (GO): nucleus; cytoplasm; plasma membrane
Molecular function (GO): ATP binding; protein serine/threonine kinase activity
Source: RefSeq, a predicted model, not a curated record